Messenger RNA from Drosophila willistoni, 2664 nucleotides. Its product is annotated as organic cation transporter protein. The record is from RefSeq and is a predicted model, not a curated record. The transcript is spliced from 6 exons. Gene Ontology annotation, biological process: transmembrane transport. Lineage: Eukaryota; Metazoa; Arthropoda; Insecta; Diptera; Drosophilidae. Bases 443 to 2194 code for a protein of 583 amino acids. Gene Ontology annotation, molecular function: transmembrane transporter activity. Gene Ontology annotation, cellular component: membrane.
UAAUAAAAGAAGCACGGGCGUUCUGAGGACCAUGCCGGCGCCUUCAAGUGCAAUUUCUAUUGCAGUUGUACGUCCUGAUUGCGGGUACGUUGUCCUGACGACAUACAGAAGCUACAAUCCAGAGUGGUAACAAUUCGUGUAUAAUAGGAAUCGAAAAGUGAUUGGGAAGGGCAACCAAUGUGAACUAAACGCUGGAUAAACAAGAAGUUAAACACACACACUCAUCUACACCCGCACACAUAAGCACACAGUCACACUGACACACACACAGAAAAAUUGUGAUAUACUUUCAUAGGAAAAUCCAUGUGAAACCCAUUGGGAAAAUCCCUCUCUCCUAAAUAGAAAACAUUUACAUUUUGUACAUACCACGCCGACUUAUUCACGUUCUAAGUACAAAUCCAUCAACUAAAAAAAUCUUGAAAAAUCAUCAACUAUAAGCAAAAUGGAUUUCGAUCAAAUACUUGCCAAAUGUGGCGAUUUCAAUCGUUAUCAAUUCAUGAUACUCGCCCUCUUCGGCUUUAUCAAUAUCAUCGUAUCGAUGCAUUAUUUUACACAAACAGUCAUUAGUUUUGUGCCAGAUCAUUGGUGCUAUCACGAUAAGCUAGUGAAUAUGACGUAUAAGGAAAUAGCUGAAAUCUAUUCAAGAUUUGAGAAUCCAUCAUGCACACGUUUGGCAGACAUCAAUGGACCAAAUGUCACAGUUAGCACUGAGAAAUGUGAACGCUGGAUCUAUAAUUAUGAUUUUGGCUAUAGAAGCAUGAACACAGAGUUGAAUUGGGUCUGUGAUUCGGCUUACAAGGCUCGCAUAGGACAAUCUUUAUUCUUUAUUGGCUCUGUGGUGGGCACCUUAUUCUAUGGCCUGUUAUCUGAUAAAAUUGGUCGUGUUCCUGCUUUAAUAUUAUCUAAUUUCUGUGGCUUUGCUGGCGAUUUCUCAACAAUAUUCACCAAAAGUGUGGCUACAUUUACAUUGUGCCGUUUCAUAUCGGGUCUGGCGGCCGAUACCAAUUUCUAUCUCAUGUAUAUUAUAGUGCUCGAAUAUAUACGUCCUAGCAUGCGUACUUUGGGUCUCAAUAUGGCUGUGGGUCUAUUCUAUUGCCUGGGCUUGGUAUUCACUCCUUGGUUGGCUGUUCUGGCCGGUCAUUGGCAAAUCUAUUUGGCCUGCACUUCCAUACCCAUUCUCCUGGUGGUUCUCUUCUAUUUUGUGGUGCAAGAAAGUGCCCAAUGGUUGGUCACUCGUAAUGACAUUGAUGGCGCCAUUAAGCGAUUGAAACGUGUGGCCAAGUUCAAUGGUUGUCGAGUAACGCAGGCGGAUUUCGAUGAGUUCCGUCGUCACUGUCAGAUGACACGAGAGAUGCAAGGUGGCGAUGAUAAGAAGCAUGCCACUCUCUUGGAUAUGUUCAGGACGCCGCGCAUGCGCAAGAAUACAUUGAUUUUGUUCUUCAAGAGCAUGGUUAUUACUCUGUGCUACGAUGCUGUCUCUCGUAAUGUAGAAGGCAUGGGAAUUUCCCCCUUCAUUAUGUUCUCGCUAAGUGCCUUGGCCGUUUUACCAUCCAGCAUUCUGUUGGUCCUGCUCCAGGAUCGCAUUGGACGUAAGGGCAUGGCUUCGGGCUCGCUGCUGGUGGGUGGCCUCUUCACAGCCGCUGCUGGCAUUGCCAUAGCCUAUCAACAGGAUAAUCAUAAUGCCAUAUUGUUGGCAUGUCUGACCAUAGCUGCACGUUUUGGUGUUGCUAUAUCCUAUGAAUCGGGCUCACAAUAUGCCACCGAAUUGAUACCCACUUGUGUGCGUGGACAGGGUGUAGCAGCUGUGCAUGUGGCUGGAUUUGCCGCCUCUUUCCUGGCUCCCUACAUUCUCUGGUUGGGUACAUUCUUUAAGGCAGCUCCUUCCAUCAUAUUGGGCAUUCUAUUCUUUGCUGGCUCCUUUGUAUGCCUCCUGCUGCCCGAGACAUUGAAUAGGAGCCUGCCGACCACCAUUGAGGAAGGUGAAGUCUUUGGCAAGGGUGAACGCAUGUUCGAUUUCCCUUGUCUCCAACAUCAUGACGAUGAUGAAGAGUCCGACUCUGAGUUGGAGAAAUAUAAGCGCAAACAUUCACUCAUCGAUGCCAAGCAACAGGUGGACUCCAAUAGUAGCAAGCGUAAGCAAUCCCUCAUCGAUGCCGAUCGUGAAGAACAGGCACUCAAGGAUGCCAAGCAUUAGUUUUUGUAAUUAGCCAGCAUUAGUUUAAAACAAAUUUUAAGAUAUCCAGAGUUAAUCCAACAAACAACAAAAGAGACAAGAAAACAUUAUCCCUCACCACACAAGUGUGCUCAUAACGAUGAAGACGACGCCUUUACCCAAUUAUCUAUAUAAUAUCAUAUACCUACCUAUUAUUAACGUUUGCUAGUUUUUUUUAUGUAGGUCAUAACUCAAUAAGGCUAAUGUAACAAUUUUUCAAAACAAAAAAAAACAAUUUUUUUCCAAAAAAUGUGUAUAAAAAUGGAACAGUAAAGUUAACAUAUAAGCGGCACAACAUCACUUAAAUGAAAUAGAUUGGAAAACACACACAUAUACUUAAAUAUACAUAUACUAUACUUAAAUUUAUUCUAUUGUAUAUACAUUAUAAGUGCUCUAGUAGUAAGGUUUAAUUGAAUUAUUCAAUUAUUUGUUCAAUGCUAAAAGAAAACAAA